Messenger RNA from Phasianus colchicus (ring-necked pheasant), 4321 nucleotides. It is a transcript of the gene PAX5, whose product is annotated as paired box 5. Gene Ontology annotation, molecular function: DNA-binding transcription factor activity, RNA polymerase II-specific; RNA polymerase II cis-regulatory region sequence-specific DNA binding. Lineage: Eukaryota; Metazoa; Chordata; Aves; Galliformes; Phasianidae. Gene Ontology annotation, biological process: anatomical structure development; regulation of transcription by RNA polymerase II. The record is from RefSeq and is a predicted model, not a curated record.
AAGGAAAAGAAAAGAAAAAAAAGAAAGGAAGAGGAAAUAAAGGAAAAAAAGAAAAGAGAAGAAAAGAAAAGAAAAACGAGAGGAAGGCAGCAACACACUACGUGCAAACUUUUUCUGUCUCCUUCCACCAACUCCUCCAGGAUCGCAAUGGAUUUGGAGAAGAUCUAUGCGGCCCCGCGGCCCGGGCGCACAGGACACGGAGGUGUGAACCAGCUGGGGGGCGUUUUUGUGAAUGGCCGCCCCCUGCCCGACGUCGUCCGGCAGCGGAUCGUGGAGCUGGCGCACCAGGGGGUGAGGCCGUGCGACAUCUCCAGGCAGCUCCGCGUCAGCCACGGCUGCGUCAGCAAAAUACUCGGCAGGUAUUACGAAACCGGGAGCAUUAAGCCUGGAGUGAUUGGAGGAUCAAAACCAAAGGUCGCCACACCCAAAGUCGUCGAAAAAAUUGCAGAGUACAAACGCCAAAAUCCCACCAUGUUUGCCUGGGAGAUCAGGGAUAGGCUCCUCGCGGAGCGGGUGUGUGAUAACGACACCGUGCCCAGCGUCAGCUCAAUUAACAGGAUCAUACGGACAAAGGUGCAGCAGCCACCCAAUCAGCAAGUCCCAGCCUCCAGUCACAGCAUAGCCUCCACAGGCUCCGUCACCCAGGUGUCCUCUGUCAGCACCGACUCUGCUGGCUCGUCCUACUCCAUCAGUGGGAUCCUGGGCAUCGCCUCUCCCGGCACCGAGAGCAACAAGCGCAAGCGCGAUGAAGGUAUUCAGGAACCUCCAGUACCCAAUGGCCAUUCUCUCCCGGGUAGAGAUUUUCUUCGGAAACAGAUGCGUGGAGACCUGUUCACCCAGCAGCAGUUGGAAGUGCUGGAUCGAGUCUUCGAGAGGCAGCAUUAUUCUGACAUUUUCACGACAACAGAGCCCAUCAAACCAGAGCAGGCAACUGAAUACUCAGCCAUGGCAUCAUUAGCUGGAGGACUGGAUGACAUGAAGGCCAAUAUAACCAGCCCUACUUCUGCAGAUUUAGGAGCAAGUGUUCCCGGACCACAGUCAUAUCCUAUUGUAACAGGUCGAGAGCUGGCAAGCACAACCCUCCCAGGAUACCCUCCGCACGUCCCCCCUGCUGGACAGGGCAGCUAUUCUGCCCCUGCGCUGACAGGAAUGGUGCCUGGGAGCGAGUUUUCUGGGAGCCCAUACAGCCACCCACAGUACUCAACUUACAACGACUCCUGGAGGUUUCCCAAUCCUGGACUUCUGGGCUCUCCUUACUACUACAGUGCUGCAGCCCGUGGAGCAGCCCCACCAGCAGCUGCUGCUGCCUACGACCGCCACUGACCUCGGACCCAAAGCUUGAGCACUUACCAUAAAACACCGCCUGGGACAACUGCAUUGAGUCACCUUGCUACAACCGUGCAAGUCAAGGAGGAAGAAAGUAAAUAGUAGGAACAAGCUCAUUGAAAUUUUACUCUUAAGACUCUGAAAACUUAACGUUGUUGUUUUCUUAAUUCUGGUGAUGUUGUCUGGGUCUCAAAUGAAACAAAGAAAUGGGAGGACGUGGUUCUCCUGGCACAUCAUGCGGUCAUAGAAAUGCAGUAGUUUCAUGUUGUUUGCAGCUGUCUGGCUACUGCUUUAAUUGCUGUGGGUAUCACGGCUGUAACUGGGGAUAAGGAAGAGAUGUGGGCCUCCCUGUGCGGGACAGCUUCCUCUUACUGCACACUGAGACAGGCUGUGAGACUCAACACAAGCUUUUUUAAUUAUUAUUAUCUUUUUUUUUUUUUUUUUUUUUUUUUUUGCUUUCUUUUUUUUGUGUGUGGCAAAGAAAGAUCAGUCUGCUCAAUUUUACACAAGCAGCACUGUAAAUACUUGCUUGUUUGUACUGCUAUGAGACUGACUUAGCGUAUGCAGAAACAUUGUACAAGUCUAGGCUCAAAAUGCAUCUGAAAAUGUGUUUUGAAGCUCGUGCACUGAUUCAGAGAAUUCAGUAAGCUUUAAGCAACUUUGAACCAGGUUAACACUCAUUGUGGCUAUCUUUCAGGCUGAUGUUACUGCUGUACAGCAUCUUAUCCAGCAGCUGUGUGUGAUCAUGCUAUAUGCUGGUACCAAACUCAUGGACAUCAGAAAGAUGUGGGCAAUUUUGACACAGCUAUUGGCUAAUAUUCAUUUGUGUUCAUUUGUCAUCAUAAUGAGCACUGAAACAAAUUCUCUGGUUUCAAGUUCAACAGCAUUCAGGAAGGAAUAAUAGUAGACACCUUACCUACAUCUCAACGGGUCGUCUGCUAAAACCCAAUUAUGGGCACCCUGAAACAAAGGGGGAACAUAUGGCCAUAAUGAUUUCUGUGAAGUGGACAUAUUGACCAGAGUGUACUGAACACACGGGCAGACACACCUGCUUUCUGAGGCACGCUGGUCAGGGGAGUCUGUCCAUUUUAAUGAAGGUAUCUCAAGUCAUUCUAGUAACGCUGAGGAGAGCAAUUUUCAAUUCAAGACUGGAGUCACAGAGAACUUCUCCCCAUUAAUCCUGCAUGUCUUGCCCUCCUACUCAGGAAAGGAGGGCUAAGGUGAGAUUUCAUUCAGUGCUCACUGCUUCCUGGGGCUAUUGAAGAGAGCAGCUUACCAAUGAUCUGGUAAGCAGUACACCAACCACUGCUUUUUCCAGGAAACAGGGAAAACUAUCCCCCAGUGCAGCUAUCUUUUGCCAUGUGUUAUGGUGUGCAUGUGCCCAGCCGCUCCUGGAAGCAAGGGGAGAGCUGACCUUGCUGAGACCAGACUUAUCUGCAACCUCUGCCUGCACACAGCACUGGCAAAGAGACCUGUCUGUGUUUGCCAAAGCUGAGAAGGGAUUGUUGGUGGUGUCCCAUGAAUGAAAAAAUCAAGUAUUAAGUAUUUGCUUCCAGCUUUGGAAGUACUUCUUUGAAAGUGCAGCGUCUGAGCUAACAUUCCUCCCUGUUCUCCUCGCUGCCAGCACCUCCUGUGCCUGCCACUGGUGAGCACUGACAGCCCUCUGUGUGUUCCCCAGUCUCAGUGGCACGUUUUGUACGUUCUCAUGCUACAAAAACACAGCUGUUAGGUUCAAGGUUCCAUGCUAGAUGUUCUCUGGUCCUCAAAAGCCAUGAUGAUACCUAGGUCCCACUGGCUUAAAUGGUUUCCCUAAUCUAGAAUUUAAUUCUGCGAGCACGCGACAAACUUACCUGCGAGAAAAACUGUCCUUUUCAUUUUUCAGCAUUUGAUACCCGAAACACAACCAUGCACGCACGUUUUUAAUUGAAAAGCACAAGAACAUCAUUUACCUGGGGAGUUUUCUGAAGCUUUGCUUUGGUGUUCUCUUUUCUCAGUCGUCAUGACAUACUGCAUGGCUGUUUGCACCCCAGUGGCUGCCUGGGGUUUCAAUUCACACAUGCUCAGCUGAGGUGCACACACCAUGUGCAGGGGCAUAUCCCGAGUAUACCUUCCUUUUCUGUGAGCUUGGAUAGUUAGAAGGCCAUCUGAUGCAAGGUGAAGAGGCGAGAAAUGAACAUCUGGCAAUACAACAUGAGGGUGUGGGUCAUGCCCCCAAAGCAAGAGUGGGGGUGAACCACACGAGCUGCAGAGAUGCUACUUGACCAUUGAUGAAGCUGGUCUCAAAGCUUGUGCUUGUGCCUUUCCAGUGCAGGAAGAGCAGCUCCUGUUGAUUGUGUGUGUGUGCUUGCACCAGUUCUGAGUACUACCCAGCAAACAUUUUUUAAAGGCUUUGCUUUUCAUUCCCUGGCGGUAAAUGACUUAUUUGGCUUUAGUUUGGUUAACACUGAGAAGGCUGAACAUAAGACAAGAAACUUCAACAGAUGUUAUUAUGCUCAGGACAGAGACUCUUGUAGUUAGUCUACAGACUUAUGAAAAACAUGGUUUGUCUGUAGGUCGCUCCGAAAGUAAUGCCUCCUAUUAAUUCUCAUGGAAAUUACGACAGCUAUAAAGAGCACAGCAACGCCGUUUGUUAGAGCAAAUUCUCAGCUACAAAACACUAUCUUUCGACUCAGUCACCACUAUUAACCAUUUGGAGUGGAUGAGCUUAUUUGGAGACUCUUCCUUUUGUGGUGCGACAUCUGUGCAUAGCUAUUUAGAACAUGGCUUGUCUUUCAAGUCAGUGCCACUACUGCUGAAACGCAACACCCACUGCUUCACAGUGCUCACAUCCUCUCUUUGGUUUCUGUGUAUGUUCAGCAAGCAUCUAUGAAUGUCAACUGCUGCAAUUUUUUUUUUCGCAUGGAGGAAUCCUGUGGCCCAGCUUUGCUUCAUAUGCCCUUCUAUGUCAGAUGUCAUUUUGUCAGAGUGCCCCUCUGCUGCCAUCUGUCUCAUGGCA